CACCGAUGCGCGGAAGAUGACUGGUAUAAUGGAUACUUCAUCCCGAAAGGCACGAUCUGUAUUCCAAAUGUGAUGGGAAUGAACAAGGAUCCUGCUGUAUGGGGACCUGAUGCACAACAGUUCAAUCCUCAGGGCCAUCUCGAUAAGGAUGGUCGACUGGCUCAAGCCCCUGUCAAUACUAAGGAAGAGUCGCAUGCAACCUUCGGAUUCGGACCCAGGACUUGCCCCGGUCGUCAUCUAGCGAAUAACUCAUUAUUCUUUUCCAUUGCAAGCAUCCUAUGGGCCUCGCACAUCCGUCCGGCGAGAGACAAAGGCGGGAAGGAAAUCGUUCCCGAUCCUUCUCAAAUUAUCACCGGUGGUCUUGUAAUGUGA
This is a messenger RNA of Gloeophyllum trabeum ATCC 11539, 372 nucleotides long. RefSeq names its product cytochrome P450. The annotation marks the transcript as partial. Gene Ontology annotation, molecular function: oxidoreductase activity, acting on paired donors, with incorporation or reduction of molecular oxygen; monooxygenase activity; heme binding. The transcript has 3 exons. NCBI's taxonomy places the organism in Eukaryota, Fungi, Basidiomycota, Agaricomycetes, Gloeophyllales, Gloeophyllaceae. The record is from RefSeq and is a predicted model, not a curated record.